This is a messenger RNA of Trichoplusia ni (cabbage looper), 1153 nucleotides long. RefSeq names its product vegetative cell wall protein gp1-like (gene CPH20). The transcript has 2 exons. The coding region runs from base 366 to 1052 and encodes 228 amino acids. The record is from RefSeq and is a predicted model, not a curated record. Lineage: Eukaryota; Metazoa; Arthropoda; Insecta; Lepidoptera; Noctuidae.
AUUGAUUAAUAAAAUCUUAAUUAAUUAAUUUCAAUUAAUCAACUCAUUUCGCAAAUAUAAUGUUGCGAUAAGUAAUAAAGCAAACUGCGAGUUGACCGAAGGAGGGAUCUAAAUGUAUAAUUUAAUUGUUCGAGUUAUAUAAUAUUCCUAUGAAUGGUCAUCACUUUGACAUAUUCGGCAACCGAUGGUGUUCGUGCGACACCUAAUUGAGCAUGCAAGGGUCCUGCCUAUGGAAAGUGAAACCGUUAGCUACCAACAUAGACGUAAUGCUUGCAACAGUAUGAACUAUAUAACGACAUGUAACACAUUCAUCGACACAUUUCAUCGUUGACACUCAACUGACAAAGUUGUGAUAUCAUAUCAAAAUGUCUUUCAUAAGAUUAGUCAUUUCCACGGUCGCCAUCAUAGCUAGCUGUCAAGCUAGCGGCAUCGGCCACUUAUUUCCUGCAAAGUCUUUAUCAGUAGUUCGGUAUGCUCCAUUCUACAACUUCCCGAAUGGAGUGAGGUCAAUACAUGCGGUGGCAGCUCCAGUGGCAGUUCCAGCGCCGGCUCCCGUGUUCCCCGCGCCAGCGCCAGUGUUCCGCGCCCCUGCGCCGUUGCUACCAGCCCCACCACCAGCAUUCCCAGCGCCUGCUCCAGUGUUCGCGGGACCCGCACCAGUGUUUCCAGCUCCAGCGCCUGUUUUCCCCGCACCUGCUCCAGCGCCCGUUUUCGGUGCACCAGCGCCGGUGUUCCCAGCCCCAGCGCCUGUUUUCCCUGCUCCAGCCCCAGUUUUUCCUGCCCCUGCGCCAGUUUUCCCCGCGCCUGUAUACCCAAGAAUAGCGCCAGCUUUCCCUGCGCCUGCGUUUGCUCGUGCCCUGCCAGUACUACCAUCAGCGCCAUUCUCUCCUAUCAUCAGGCCCGUAGGAGUUCCGCAGCCCGCUCCAUGGUUCGGACCUGCCUUAGCCCCGGCUGCUGUGCAAGUAGCUAAGGCUUACCCAGUGGGUGUUUCUCCCUACGGCCCAGUUCCAGUCGGUCCAGCACCCAUAUACAAACAGUUUGCGUGGAAAUGAUUCUAGUCUUUAUUUUUAAUUGUUGUUUAGUCUAAUUGUUAUUUAGUUGCUGAAGUCAUUUACUUUUUAUACGAUUUUUGUAAAUAAAUUAUUAAAAUUUA